Molecule: messenger RNA, 1947 nt
Organism: Vicugna pacos (alpaca)
Lineage: Eukaryota; Metazoa; Chordata; Mammalia; Artiodactyla; Camelidae
Source: RefSeq, a predicted model, not a curated record
UGCUUUCUGCUAUUGCACCCAGCCCUUAAAAUCCCAAGUAUCACUGUGGUUAGUACAUUUACCUGAGAACCACUGAUCAGGACAAAAGAAGUACAGAAGUUUCCUUUAUCAUUAUUAACAUCAACAGCCAUUAUAUCAGCACAUUAUGUAUAGACCAGUCACAGCUUCGCGUACAUCUUUGCCGCUAUGGAUGAUUGCCCUCAUUGUGUUUGGAGUGUUGGCAAUCCUGGGAACUACCAUAGGUCUCCUGGUUCAUUUUCUGGCAGUAGAAAACACGACCUACUAUUACAAAGGCAGCUUCACAGUGCUGGAUAUCCCAUAUAAUAGCAAUUAUGAAAGGGAGACAUCACCAGAAAAUAACUAUCUUAGCAAAAUUCUUGAGACUAAGAUGGUUGAUGCAUUUCAAAGUUCUAGCAUUUACAGACAAUACAUCAAUUCUCAAGUCAUCACACUAGUUCCUGAUCACAACAGCGUGACAGCAAAUAUAUGGCUGAUAUUCAAGGCUCCCAGAUCAAUGAAGGAAAACACAAGAAGAAGAAUUGAAAGCAUCUUACGUCAAAUGCUGAGGAACCACUCAGGAUCCUUGACUACAGAUCCUGAUUCUCUUAGACUCGAGGAAAUCAGUAAGGUCAAUGCUGAAAAGAUUAUCAACAAUCGUAAGUUCAGAUAUUUGACAGAAGAUCCAAAAAACUAUACUGUCAGCUUUGGCACCAAAGUAAGUCCUCCCUACAUGCAACAUCAUAUUCAACGAAUUAUUAUUCAUGAAGACUACAUCAAGGGUGAACAUCAUGAUGAUAUUGCAGUUAUAUUGCUCACUGAAAAAGUUUUAUUUAAGAACGAUGUACAUCGAGUUUGUCUUCCUGAAGCCACACAGAUUUUUCCACCAGGUGAAGGAGUAGUUGUUACAGGAUGGGGAGCACUUUCAUAUGAUGGUGAAUACCCAGUGUUACUUCAGAAGGCACCUGUGAAGAUUAUUGAUACAAACACUUGUAAUGCUAAGGAAGCAUAUAAUGGUAUGGUACAAGACACAAUGCUGUGUGCUGGGUACAUGGAAGGAAAUAUUGAUGCGUGCCAGGGUGACUCUGGAGGACCACUGGUUCAUCCCAAUUCUCGAAACAUUUGGUACCUUGUUGGAAUAGUAAGUUGGGGAGUAGAAUGUGGUACAAUCAACAAGCCAGGUGUCUACACGCGAGUGACUGCCUACCGCAACUGGAUUGCCUCCAAGACUGGUAUCUAAGGGAAACACAUCUUGUAGCCACUCUUUUAUCUCAUUUUUGCCUACUACUUCUAAGCCUUAUUUAAUAUUCAUUUUAAAUUGGUAUGUACAAUGGCUGUUUUGAAAGAAUUGUGGUCCUAAGGGAAUAUUUAUGAACUUUAACUUUAAGCAGACUCUACAAGAUAAGAAAUCUCAUGUUUAGUUGACAAAAGCCUAAGUAAAGAAAGUGCUCCUAUCAGUCAUGUACUAUUACUAUCUGUUUUCUAUCUCAUGAACCCAUAUCAUGGUUAUCUCACCACAGCAUAAAGCUCAUGGUUUUAGUCAUUCAGACUUUCUGUAAUUACGAAAGUAAAUCCUUGUCUGUUGCAAGUUAACAGGCAGCACUUGAGAGGCCAGAACCAAUUACCUUCCGAGAGUUGGUUUGGAACAUGCUGCAUCUGCCUUCAUUUCAUAGCUUUUGUGGAAGGGGUGUAGUUGUGAACUGAAUCUGGUCUGAAUUUAGGCACUGACUUAGCCUCCUAUUUGUAGCGGGGUCUUGAUCAACUCUUGUAAUCACUGAAAGAAUUUCACCAUCAGCAAAACAACAUGUUUUCUUGCAGAGAUCAGGUACGCUAAUUCUUCAGUAUUGAUACACUGUACAGAAUCUGUGGAGAUUCUUUAUUUGUAAGAUACAAAAAGAUGUAGCUAUGAACCAUGAAAAUAUACCUUAAUUAAAACGAAUUUAAAAGCAA